Cuscuta epithymum is the source of this 1152-nucleotide messenger RNA. The record is from the annotation of a GenBank genome assembly. NCBI's taxonomy places the organism in Eukaryota, Viridiplantae, Streptophyta, Magnoliopsida, Solanales, Convolvulaceae.
UACAUGUAUAUCACCAUACUCACAAAUCUUGAGAACAAAUACAUAUAUACAUAUAUAUUAAUUAGUAUAUAAAGCAGUCUUAGUUCAAUUCCGAGCUAAGUAUAAUAUACGUAUAUAUAUUGAGCAAUUAAAAAUGGAUGUCAACUCAAGAAGGCAAGUCUCUGAUGAAGUUUACUCAAAUGAUGGUCAAAGGAAGCCCAACAAAUACGGACUAGUUCAUUUUGAAGGCGGCGAGAGGAGGAACUUCACCCGGCUCUACCCUCACACAGACGGCUCAGAUAGGUACUUGGUGAGCAUAGAAAGGGUGGUUCGGGUUAUCCGAUCCGAACCACCCGAAAUUAACAAGCCGCCAGCUCCGGCCCUGAUCCUGGAGGACGCUGACGAUGAGAGCCUUGAGACGGUAAAAAAGUUCUACGACCAACUCAGUUGGGAACAAGACGAAUACCGCAGGCCGAAACCCGCCGCCAUUACGAAUGGCCCGCCAACGCAAGCCAACAACCCCCAGCUGCCGCCACAGCAGAAGCUGGCGGCAGCUAAACCUAUCACCCCCGCCGCGAGCAGUGAUCCUGCCGCAGGAAGACCGAGAAGGCCACUACUGAGCGAUGGAUGGCAGAAGAGAUAUCCGAAACCGACAGACGAGCCGAUCAUUACCCCGAAAGAGCAAGAUGCUGACCAUGUGGUGGCUAAGCUAAUGGAGGAGUUCAAUAAGAAUAGGAGCAGCGGGUUUAUUAGCUAUAGUAGAGAGAUGAUCCCUAACCCUAACCCUAACCCUAACCCUAACCCUCCUCCCCAAGAGAUGGUGAGGUACUACAAGCAAGGAGUGUCAACGGGUGAGUGGAAUAGUCAACGGAAGGCUCCAGUCAUAAUGGACAGCAAUGAGGCCCUGACUAAGUUCGCUGGUGCCUACAAGGAAUCCAACUAUAUACGAUAGUAUGAUGGAUUUAAACAUAUCUAACUUCUAAUUUAAAGUUUUACUCUAAAAUCCGCUAGGUUAGAGUGUUUGGCGUGAAAGUACGUAACUAGCUAGACGCCCAUACACGUUUGUGGCGUACGUGUAAGUAUUAUUACCUAGAUAAAUCCACCCUAAGGUUACUUAGGAAGUUAUGAUGAAUGUAUGAUGACAUUAUCAAAUAAUAAGUAACAAUAUAUGUG